GGUCCAGUUGCAGACACUUGCUGUAGACAGCUCCUUCUCGGUGGGUCAACAUGAACGCUCUGACUGUAGUAUCCUUUGCGGCCUUCGUCGCCAGCGGCUGUGCCUCCUUCCUCGGGCACGCGGGAGUCUAUGGUGGGCACAGCCUGAAUGGCGUCCUCCCGGGCGCCUAUGGGCAUCUCCCUCAUAUCGCUAAGGUUGUGCCUGCGACCUACAAUGCUCUGCCCUAUGGCCCUGUGUCCUACAGCGUCUCUCCUUACACCUCUGUCGCCCCCAUCCAGUCCCAGUACCACGCCCAGGACGAGAUCGGCCAGUACUCCUUCGGUUACGCCGGCGGCCCCUCUUCCCGAUCCGAGUCUCGUGAUGCGUAUGGUGUUGUCCGUGGCUCCUACAACUACGUGGACUCUGAGGGAAAGGUUCAGACUCAGCACUACGUGGCUGACGCCCUCGGAUUCCGUGUGUCCGGCACCAACCUGCCAGUGGCUCCCGACGCCCCAGUAGUCGCCCCAGUGGCCGUCCUUCCCGGUCCCCUUCCCGAACCCGUCCAGGACACUCCUGAGGUAGCUGCCGCCAAGGUCGCCCAUCAGCAAGCCUACGACGAAGCCGCCGCCGCCGCCGCUGCCGCUCCCGACAACGACCACGACUACCGCAAGAAGCGCUCCGUCCUUGCGGCUCCCGGCCUCGGCGUCUACUCUCCUCUCCGCUUCUCCUACGGCUUCACUGCUCCCCUCCACUACGGCCACCACGCAGCCUAUGGCUCUCCUCUCUACCACGGCGCCGCCCAUCCCGCCGUCUACAACGCUGAGCUCCUCCGAGUGGUAAACAACCCCGGCCACGCUGUCUCCUACCGUGUGCACUAAAGACCGCUGUCCCUCGCAACCCCCCUGUGUGCUGUAAAACUCCAAGACAUACGGGCAGGUCGAAACAACUGUGAUUAACUCUUGUUUUCAACCCAAUUCCGUUGAGUGUCUUGAGCUGACGGCAUUCAGGUUGGUGGCCUUUUCCCUUGCAGUAGAGAGCGUUUAUGAUGCAGGUCAACUCCGAACUGAAUUGUAGAUUUCUCUCCUUUGAUAAUCUGUGACCACCUUCAUGGUCGAAAGUUUCAGGAAAUAAAUCUGUAUUAUACACAAAAAAAUAAUAUCUAUUAAUCCUAUAUAUGAUUCAGUCCCGCUUACUU
Molecule: messenger RNA, 1174 nt
Organism: Penaeus indicus
Lineage: Eukaryota; Metazoa; Arthropoda; Malacostraca; Decapoda; Penaeidae
Exons: 2
Coding region: 51-857 (268 amino acids)
Cellular component (GO): chitin-based extracellular matrix
Molecular function (GO): structural constituent of chitin-based larval cuticle
Source: RefSeq, a predicted model, not a curated record